This is a messenger RNA of Gossypium arboreum, 1098 nucleotides long. RefSeq lists its product as uncharacterized. Bases 1 to 1098 code for a protein of 365 amino acids. The transcript has a single exon. NCBI's taxonomy places the organism in Eukaryota, Viridiplantae, Streptophyta, Magnoliopsida, Malvales, Malvaceae. The record is from RefSeq and is a predicted model, not a curated record.
AUGGAAAAAGGAUUUCUUGAUAGAGUGGAGGAUAAUGCGGCAGUCCGAGUGUGGUCCGAGAGAACGCAACAAGAGAAAAGAGAUAGUUUGACUGAGGGAUAUGAGUCGGAGUUGUGGGAUUUCACUCGCAUUAAUGUAACUCAGAACGACCUACAAGAGUUAAGGGAUAUAUGGAAUAGUUGGAAUGGCGAAGCCAAACAACUCUUUUACUGUAACUACAGCGACCUACCCUAUUUGCUCGAUGUAAAGGUGGACAAGUACUUGUUCCGGGCCCUCGCACAAUUUUGGAACCCCGCUUACAGUUGCUUCACUUUCAGAGGAGUUGAUUUAGUACCUACGGUGGAGGAAUACAUGGCGUUACUUAAUUGCUCGAAGAUUCAGGCCGAUAGGGCCUAUUCAAGACCUGUCAACGUCUCUCCCUUUUUGAAAAAAUUGAUGAAUAUCACGGGGAUGAGCGAGCAAUGGGUUGCAGCUCGCAUCAAGCAAAAAGAGGAUAGUAAGUGUAUUCCUUGGAAGAAUUUGAGGGACUUGAUUCUUGCGCACCCGGAUUCGAAGAAAAGGGCUGAUGUUUUUGCCUUAAGUCUCUACGGUUUGAUCAUCUUUCCUAAGGCGCUAGGACACAUAGAUGAAGCUGUCUCGGAUUUAUUCGAUCGACUUGAUAAAGGUACCACACCCGUCCCGGCAAUCUUAGCAGAAACUUUUCGAUCCUUGAUUGCAUGCCGGAGAGCGGGCGAGGGAAGAUUUAUUGGUUGCGUACAGCUUCUUUUGGCUUGGUUCCACAGUUAUUUUUGGAAGGUGGAGAAGGUCUCCUAUCGGGUAUUCUCUAAGGAUUAUUCCCCAUUGAGAGAAUUAGUGGCCAUAUCGAGGCGAGACGACAUUUCAGAAGAGAAAUGGAUAAUUAUUCUCCAAAAUUUACGGGCCGAAGACGCUGAAUGGAGGACUCCGUGGUUGAUUCCUGACGAGAUCUUAUAUAGAUACAGUGAUUUUGACUGGGUCCCUUUAGCUGGAAUAUGGGGAGCCGUUGGAUACGCUCCACUGAUGGUGUUAAGGCAAUACCGAUCAAGGCAGUUUGUACCGGUGACACGAGGGUUGGCAUAA